AUUUUCUUGGAAAAGCGGCCACAUAUAUAGUCUGUUACAAAACGAAACUAGGAUUUCCAAGAAGGUUAGAUACUCAGAUGUUCUGAAGUCGCGGCCUUCCCGUUGUUCUUUGUGCCAGAUCUCCUUCCUAGUGUGUCAAUCUGUCGCAUGCUGUCGGACUACUGUUAUGUGGACGAUUGACAUGGACGACUUCAGAACUGAACCGCCAUUUUUUGGGAGGGGGAGAGGAAGAGGACGUGGUAGAGGACGGUGGAGGGGCAGAGGAAGAGGCAGAGGUAGGGGAAGAGGUGUGAUGUCAUCAGCAGCCCAGGAGACUUACGGAGAUGAAUCUACAGAUGUCGGUGUACAGAGUGUAAGACGAGGUCUGACCCAGGGGGCGAGGGAGCUGUGUGAACACUACAUGGGGGGUCCGUGUUCCUGCUCUCGUCUCCACCACCAGAAGAAGGCCCCGUAUGUGUGGCAGUACCUGGCCAACACUGGCGACUGGAGACUGCUCUCGAACACCGAGAUGGAAUUUGUGGAGCAAGCGUUCUGUAACAAUGAGGACAGUACAGUAGCUGAGGUCAAGUUAUCUGGAAAUAUGACAUCAACAGUCGUGAACUUUGGAGAAAUACUUGACCCACCACGGCAAACGUCAUACAAUCAGCACAGUUUCCGGCGACUGUCAACCCGAUCUUACGUGGAGGCCGGAAGUGACGACAUAUCUCUUUACACACAGUGGGUCUGGUACUGGGAGGACAACGAAAAAGAGUGGUCCCCCUUUGUACCGACGCAGCUUCAGCUGACCCUGGAGACCAAGUACCUGGCAGGACAGGACAUCUACCUCUACACUAUCGGAGAACAGGAAUACCGCCUGGACUUUACAUCUCUGGUUCAGGUCAACAGGAAGUAUCAAACUCGGAGGCCAGUCCACCGGAGGCCGGUGUUUGUAUCUCUUGAUGACGCCAGGUACCAUCAGCAGACAUGUUCCAGUUUAUUGAUGUCCCCGGCGACAGCAACUCCAACUGACGUGCCUUUAAACUGGACUCCGCUUGACCAUUACCAGAACAGUGAAAAAGUGGAACUGGAAACCAGCGCUGAUGAAUUUGCUACGGUGAUGUCAUCAAUCUACAAAACUCUGUCAGCGACCACGUGUCAAGUACAGCGUGUAUACCGACUGCAGAAUGCUUUACUGUGGCACAACUACUGCAGCAUGAAGAAAACACUUCAGAUGUCACACGGCACUGAGAGUAUAGAUGUAAGACAUUUGUUCCAUGGCACAGACACCCUAGACGUGGUCAACAACAUCUGCAUCAACAACUUCGACUUCAGAGUCAGCGGCAAGAACGCCACGGUGUUCGGCAAGGGGGCGUAUUUCGCCCGGGAUGCAAAGUAUAGUCACAGCUACACCACAGGCAGAGACAGGUACAUGUUCCUAGCCCGAGUUCUUGUUGGAAAAUACACACUGGGAGACAGCAGCUACACGAGGCCGCCACCGAGGAAGGGCCACGUCCUGUAUGAUUCUUGUGUAAACGACGAGAAGAAUCCUUCAAUAUUUGUUAUAUUUGAGAGGAAUCAGUGCUACCCGGAGUACCUUGUCGAGUACAGAGACGGCACUGUUAUUGAAUCUGUGUCUGUAAACAGAAGAAAUGUCGGAUAUGUCACAAGAUCACCUCCUGUUGCCAGUGCGCCAGUCCAGAUCGCUCAAAUUCCUUCAAUGGUGCGAAAACCUGCUCCUCCUGUUCCAACAAACCCCGCGGCCGUGCUGCAAGCUCAAUCAAACCAAAAUAGAGCACAAACCAACAGUCCACCGGCAUCAUCUGUAGGUUACAGCUUCCCCAGGUCCAGCUCCCAACAUCCCGUCAAGUUAUCUAGUUACGCGAGUAUGACAGCACAUGGAAGCCCCUCUGUAGGAUCAAGUGCCCCAACCUAUGCGCCUUCAGUUUCCUCCGUCUCCACAUCUUCUGUCAGGGUAAAGGCGCCUGCCUAUAACCAGGCAUCUCGCACUGCUGCUGACAACAACCCGGCUCCGAUUUAUAGAAGGGAAAUGCCUACAUUAAGUCAAACCUCCCCAAGGUCCAACUCCUCAAACUACCAGCAACCUCUCUUCGCCUCCGCACCUAGAGGGAGAGUUUCAACGUCUCCUAUUCUCCUUCGGACACCGAAGAAAACUAAUGACUGUAUAAUAUUACAUCUUGUGCAGGAAAAGGCACAUAAAAACAGCGGGGGAACAUGGAAUGCGUAUGAUGAAUCAACAGAGGCUUCCAAUCUCAUUGAUGAUGUACCAACCAAACAGGACGUGAAGAACAUGAUGCCAGUCAUUCAGCGUCUUGUGGUCUUAAAGGAAGGUACUGACAUGAGCGAGUCCACAAACAAACUUCACCAUGUUGGAAGGGGGACAUGGAAUGGAAGAGCACGAGGCAGGGGUAGAGGAAGAGGUGUGACGUACUCAUUUGCCCAGGCGACCAUCGAAGAUGAAUCGACCGAAGUCACUGUCCAGAGUGUAAGACGAGGUCUGACCCAGGGGGCGAGGGAGCUGUGUGAACGAUACAAUGGGGGUCCAUGUUCCUGCUCUCGUCUCCACCACCAGAAGAAGGCCCCGUAUGUGUGGCAGUACCUGGCCACCACUGGCGACUGGAGUCUCUUGUCAAACACGGAGAUGGAACUUGUGGAGAGAGCGUUCUGUAACAAUGAGGACAGUACAGUGGCUGAGGUCAAGUUAUUUGGAAAUAUGAACUCAACAGAAGUGAACCUCGAUAAAAUACUUGAUCCACCAUCGAAAGCCUACAACAAAUAUAGUUUCCGGCGGCUGUCAACCCGGUCAUAUGUUGACGCCGGAAGUGACGCUAUUUCUCGCUACACACAGUGGGUGUGGUACUGGAAGGACAACGAUAGAGAGUGGGCGCCCUUUGUACCGCCCGAGUUUCAGCUGACCCUGGAGACCAAGUACCUGGCAGGACAGGACACCUACCUCUACACUAUCGGAGAACAGGAAUACCGCCUGGACUUUACAUCUCUGGUUCAGGUCAACAGGAAGUAUCAAACUCGGAGGCCAGUCCACCGGAGACCAGUGUUUGUAUCUCUUGAUGACGCCCGACGCCGCCAGCAGACAUGUUCCAGUUUAUUGAUGUCCCCGGCGGCAGUCAUGACAUCUUACGUCCCUUCGAAGUGGACACCGCUUGACCGUUACCAGGAGAGUGAAAUGGUUGACCUUCCAUCAAGUUCUGAUGAAUAUUCUACAGUGAUGGCAUCCAUCAACAAAACGCUAUCAUCGAACAAGUGUAAAGUAAAGCAUGUAUACAGACUGCAGAAUGCUUUACUGUUGCAUAAUUACAGCAGUAUGAAGAAGACACUUCAUAUGUCUCAUGGCACGGACACCAUAGAUGAGCGACAACUCUUUCACGGCACAGACACCAGAGACGUGGUCAACAACAUCUGCAUCAACAACUUCGACUUCAGAGUCAGCGGGAAGAAUGCCACAAAGUAUGGCAAGGGGGCAUAUUUUGCCCGGGACGCAAAGUAUAGUCACAGCUACACCACAGGCAGAGACAGGUACAUGUUCCUGGCCCGAGUUCUUGUGGGGAAAUACACACUGGGAGACAGCAGCUACACGAGGCCGCCACCAAGAAAGGGCCACGUGCUACAUGAUUCUUGUGUAAACGACGAGAAGAACCCGUCAAUAUUUGUUAUAUUUGAGAGGAAUCAGUGCUACCCUGAGUACCUUGUCGAGUACAGAGAUGGAACUGUUGAUGAGUCCAGUUCUGUAAACAGACAAUAUAGUGGAAGUGCACCAUCCCCUGCCAGUGCGCCAGUCCAGACUAUUAAUCGCGGUAUCACUGUACAGUCAACACCAACAGCCCCACCUCGUCCAAAACGACCCGCUGUUGUAAUGCCAGCAUCAACCUCCUACAGCUCCAACAAUCAACAUCAGGUCAACCCCGGGCUGAUCUUCACAGGUAACACCUCCACACACGGUCAGGCAUAUCGGAGGACAUCACCUGCAGCAUCAGUUUCAUCAAACUCCAACAACCAACAUCAACACCAACCAACACCAUCACAACCAACACCAACACCUGCAGCAUCAGUUUCAUCAAACUCCAACAACCCACCUCGGCCAAAACGACCCGCUGUUGUAAUGCCAGCAUCAACCUCCUACAGCUCCAACAAUCAACAUCAGGUCAACCCCGGGCUGAUCUUCACAGGUAACACCUCCACACCCGGUCAGGCAUAUCAGAGAACAUCACCUGCAGCAUCAGCUUCAUCAAACUCCAACAACCAACAUCAGAUCAGUCUGGGACUGGGCUCCACAAGUGACACCUCCACACACGGUCAGGCAUAUCAGAGAACAUCACCUGCAGCAUCAGCUUCAUCAAACUCCAACAACCAACAUCAGAUCAGUCUGGGACUGGGCUCCACAAGUGACACCUCCACACACAGUCAGGCAUAUCAGAGAACAUCACCUGCAGCAUCAGCUUCAUCAAACUCCAACAACCAACAUCAGAUCAGUCUGGGACUGGGCUCCACAAGUGACACCUCCACACACAGUCAGGCAUAUCAGAGAACAUCACCUGCAGCAUCAGCUUCUUACAGCUCCAACAACCAACAUCAGGACAACUCAGGGCUGAUCUUCACAGGUAACACCUCCACACACGGUCAGGCAUAUCAGAGAAUAUCACCUGCAGCAUCAGCUUCAUCAAACUCCAACAACCAACAUCAGAUCAGUCUGGGACUGAGCUCCACAAGUGGCACCCCCACACACAGUCAGGCAUAUCAGAAAACAUCACCUGGAAACUCUAGAUCCACAAUCAACAUCGACACCUUAACACGAGCUCCAGUCAAAAGACCUACCAAGUUACUGGGUGAUGACGAUAUCCGAGCGGCAGUUACAGCAGCUUACAGAUACACAUCCGCUAGUCAGGAAAGACCAAUACCUCAGAAUAGUCUCCACGCGAAAAAGAAUAUAUGCAAAAUAAUGUAAUUGUAGAGUAUUAUGUCAUAAUCAUGUGUUAAUGAAACCUCAUAAGUCGUUGAUGGCAAGUCAGACUGUAACAAUUUGUCUUCAUAGUUCAAAUUCUUGACCGAUCCUUUUCUUUGGUUUGGGCCAAAACUUUACAGCUAGUUUACUUUUGAAUCGGUUCAUAACAGUUGUGUAUAAUUUAGAUGAAACGGAGCAUUUUUCAGUGACCGUCAAUAUGAAUUACACCAGGCGUUUGAGAACUUGUUGACACAUGGACAGAGAACGUUUUCAAAUCAAGGAGUAGGAGGUGGUGCAAGAGGAGAGGUUGUCGUGGUUGAAUCGAGAGUGUCACAAAAUAGCUAUAAAAUGUAGACUUGCCUGGAACAAACCCUCUUUUGAAAUCAUGUUAUCUGGUGUCAAAUAACAUGUAAAAAAGAAAGCAUUUGAGACCCAGUAAAUGUAACCAUGUGCCGGCAUGUCGACUUAUCCGGUUUCUACUUGGUAAUUUGACUUGAGGACCAAGUGGACCAACUGACUGAUAUACAUCAUGGCUUGUUGUACGGGGAGACUUAAUGGAUCGGGUGGUCAGGUCAUUGUUGGUCGGCGGAUCCUGGCCCGGAUACUCACGGGGGACAAUGUGUGCAGGCAAUCUAGCUUCUCUUAUUGGGUACAUGAACUUAAUGUAUCGGUGACUUUGUUUGUUUGUUGUUUUACGCAGCCAAUUGACGGCGGUCUGUAAAUAAUCGAGUCUUGACAAGACAAUCCAAUACAUAUCAUGACCAUCGAUCCACGCAAGUGGGAUACGAUGGCAUGCAUCAACCAAGUCUGGCCACCCGAUUCCGUCAGUCGCCUCUUACAAGCAUAGAGGUCUCUUACGACAAGCAUCGGUUCCUGAAGACCUAUUCUAACCGGGAUCUUCAAGGGUCGAUCGGUUCUUGGAUGAUAACUUGUGUGACCCGACGGCGUGGAUCGAUGCUCGGAAUAUCAAUCUCUAGCUUUUCUAGUGCAGAGUCGAUUAUUUACAUGCUGCAUAAACAAAUAUCGUAGAGGGCGAGUCGUGGCAUAAAUAUUCUGCUGAUAAUGCAAGGUCAUGACAUACUUGCAUUCAGUAAAGAAUCAUCUAUCGUAUUGUCUGUUUCCAAUAUUCUCAAUAUUCCUUUCGUGUUUAGCGUGUACUGUUUAGAGACAACCUUAACAACUGUAUGUAAUCGUUAUACAGUUAAGGCAAGCGUGAUCAAAUGGAAGCGGUUUGUUGUAUUGGUCAGUUUGGUAUCAGUUUGGCCAUAAAACAACAACCGUAAUACAACUCAUGAAUCUGAAUCUAAAUAUAAAUUACAUUGUACGUCCAAAUAUAUAGUAUGUACAUUUCAUUCUUUGUUAAAAAGUUCUAAUAUUCUAAUAUUUAGAAACAUGUCGAUGUAUUUGUGGUAUUCAAAACUUUAAAGGAAAUAAUGUAUGUAAAUUAGUCUAAUACUCAACAUUGUAUAAUUGUACAUUGUACUAUAGAUCUACUGUGGCCUCAGUACAGAAAUAAAACAACAAUCGAAUGUGA
This is a messenger RNA of Haliotis rufescens (red abalone), 6488 nucleotides long. RefSeq lists its product as uncharacterized. Gene Ontology annotation, molecular function: NAD+ poly-ADP-ribosyltransferase activity. The coding region runs from base 167 to 4957 and encodes 1596 amino acids. The transcript has 14 exons. NCBI's taxonomy places the organism in Eukaryota, Metazoa, Mollusca, Gastropoda, Lepetellida, Haliotidae. The record is from RefSeq and is a predicted model, not a curated record.